Messenger RNA from Endocarpon pusillum Z07020, 561 nucleotides. RefSeq lists its product as uncharacterized. The record is from RefSeq and is a predicted model, not a curated record. NCBI's taxonomy places the organism in Eukaryota, Fungi, Ascomycota, Eurotiomycetes, Verrucariales, Verrucariaceae. The transcript is spliced from 4 exons. The coding region runs from base 1 to 561 and encodes 186 amino acids.
AUGAAUUUCGCGCCGUACCAGGAUGUCGACCCUGAGCGGGAAAGAGCUCUAUCGCCUCCACCUCCAAAUGGCCGAAGAUCCAAAUCUCCCCAAGUUCGAACACCACCAACACGGCCGAAUGCCUCUACCUCACCACCAAUUCUCCCACAUCCCAACGCCUUUGGAAACGACUAUCCAUCAACUGGGAACAAUGAUGGACUGGGCGACCGUGGUGUGCACUUUGACGCCUUCCAGACAAGCCUGCCUUUACGAUUGGAUUAUGAAGCGAUGCUUGCCUACAUUUUGCUUCCGCCAGCUGGACCUGUACUGCUGUUGUUGACGGAGCAUAAGAGCGACUAUGUUCGAUAUCAUGCCUGGCAAUCGAGCAUGCUCUUUACAUGCAUAUUUAUUGUCCACCUCAUUUUCUCAUGGUCUUCAGUCAUUUCAUGGAUAUUGUUUGUGGGCGACGUGGCUUUGAUCGGGUUUCUAGCCUUGCACGCGUAUCGUGAUGUCGAAACACUAGAUUACUAUGAAGUUCCCUUCUUUGGCCCUCUUGCCAAUCGAUUUGUGGAUGAUGAAUGA